UCCCAUGAUUGGGCGGUCAAGGGUAGGGUCUAUAAUCACGUGACAUUCUUCCAACCCUGGGACGCCAUUUUGGAGGAAAGUUUGGAAUUUCUGACACAUAGGAAGAAAAAAAAAGAGGAGGAGAUAACGAAAGAAGUUUGACGUUUAGCAAAACAAUCCUCAUUCUAUCGAAGGCGAAGAAGAAUGUAGCAAACUGCAGACGUGAGGAUUUGAAUCGCUUGUGUUCACACUGAGCCCUCGCAAGCGCACGGCAAGGGAGGUGUAUAUUUGCAGUUUGGGGAGUUUUUGGAAGCCCUGCAACUGGCGGCGACAUAUGUUCAGUUUUUCCCCUGCAGACGCGGAGCAGAUUGGCGGUGGAGUCGUAGCGUCUGUGUGUCUUUUGAAUGGAAGCGCAUAUGGCUGUCAGUGGAGUAAAGCUCAAAUCUGUGGUGUCGCGCGACUGUCAGGUUGAAGAAGUGCGCUAAAUCCAAGCGGCUCAUUUUCAUACCAGCCUGAACCGUCCCCAUGUUUACCGGAUAAACAUUUUGAGUUUCAUGCCAGCUGCGUCUGACUGACUCCUCAAAGACACUCUGGACGGACUCGUGUUGUUAGAGGAGCGUUUUAUUAUCGCGUGUAUUGUCAAACUCCAUCGCGAGCUCUGCCUGAUUUGUUAUCGUGCAAGAGCCCAAGCGAAACAUGCCAGUGAGGAAAAAAGAUGCACAGAGGGCUCUGUUACUGCUGGAGGAAUACCGGUCAAAACUCAGUAACACUGAAGACAGACAGCUGAGAAACUCCAUCCAGAGAGUCAUUGACAUCUUCCAGAGUAACCUCUUCCAGGCGCUUAUAGAUAUCCAGGAAUUUUACGAAGUGACCUUAUUGGAUAGUCAGAGAUGUGGGGAAUCAGUGAAAGUGCCCGAUGCAAUACCCCCAGUGAACCUGUGGGAUUUCUCUAGCAUUCAGAGCACAACGGUGAUUUCAGACACCCUGCCCAGCCUUAGCAGCAGCAUAGAGAAGUACAGACACCAUGAUGAAGACACAGGAUCUCCACAGGAGCAAAGCUCACCACAGUUCACUGAUGAGGCUCCUGGGCCAGAGCUGGUCCAAGUGGCUGAGAAGAACCUCUCCCAGAUUGAGAACAUCCACGGCUAUGUGGCACAUGCACAUAUCUCCCCAAUGAAGCAGACAGAUGCUGUCCCACCCUCCACUCUCAUAAUCCCUGUGAUCCCAAUCUCCACUGUCCCUGCGGAGCCCGCUGUCAUCUCUUCAUCAACGUCACAGGCAAAUCCUCCCCCUGUCGUGGUAAAUACAGAGAGCUUGGAUUCAGCUCCAUAUGUUAACGGUACUGAGGCUGACUUUGAGUAUGAGGAGAUUACACUGGAAAGGGGGAAUUCAGGCCUGGGCUUCAGUAUCGCCGGUGGCACAGAUAACCCUCACAUUGGUGAAGACCCCAGCAUUUUCAUCACUAAAGUCAUUCCAGGGGGUGCCGCCGCUCAGGACGGGAGAUUGCGGGUGAAUGACGUGAUUCUGAGAGUGAACGAGGUUGAUGUUCGGGACGUGACCCACAGUAAGGCUGUGGAGGCAUUGAAGGAGGCGGGGUCACUGGUCAGACUGUAUGUCAGGAGGAGAAAAUCUGCAGCAGAGAAAGUCAUGGAGAUCAAGCUCAUCAAAGGACCCAAAGGUCUUGGUUUCAGUAUAGCAGGGGGUGUUGGGAAUCAGCACAUCCCAGGGGACAAUAGCAUCUACAUCACUAAGAUUAUUGAAGGUGGAGCUGCACACAAAGAUGGGAGGCUGCAGAUAGGAGACAAACUUCUUGCUGUGAAUAGCUCCUGCCUGGAGGAAGUUACCCAUGAGCAUGCCGUGACUGCCUUGAAAAAUACCCCAGAUGUGGUCUACUUGAAAGUAGCUAAACCCAAUAGUGUCUUCAUGAAUGACCGUUUUGCCCCUCCUGACAUCACCAACUCCUAUUCGCAACACAUGGAAAACCAUAUCAGCCCUUCAAGCUAUCUGAGCCAGCCGCUGCCUCCAGUGCAUUCUGGACUCUACUCCCCGACCCCUAAAACCACGGUGGGGGAUGAUGAUGCAACCAGGGAACCCAGGAAGGUGGUGCUGCAUCGAGGCUCUACAGGGCUUGGCUUCAACAUAGUGGGUGGAGAGGACGGAGAGGGCAUAUUUAUUUCCUUCAUCCUAGCCGGAGGUCCUGCAGACCUCUGUGGAGAAUUGAAGAAAGGAGACCGUUUGGUGUCUGUGAAUGGAAUAGACCUACGCAGUGCCACUCAUGAACAGGCUGCGGCAGCCCUGAAGAACGCUGGACAAGCAGUCACCAUCGUUGCCCAGUACAGACCAGAGGAGUACAGCCGAUUUGAAGCCAAGAUCCAUGACCUAAGAGAGCAGAUGAUGAACAACAGCAUCAGCUCAGGCUCAGGGUCCCUGAGGACCAGUCAGAAGAGAUCACUAUACGUCAGGGCACUGUUUGAUUAUGAUAAAACUAAGGAUUCUGGGCUGCCCAGCCAGGGCCUGAACUUCAAAUUCGGGGACAUACUGCACGUGGUGAAUGCUUCAGAUGAUGAGUGGUGGCAGGCACGGCAAGUCACUCCUCAAGGAGAGGUGGAGGAAAUGGGUGUAAUUCCCAGCAAGAGAAGAGUGGAGAAGAAGGAGAGAGCAAGGUUAAAGACAGUUAAGUUCAACUCCAAAUCGCGAGAAAAAGGGUCCCUCAAUGACAAGCGUAAAAAGAAUCUGUUUUCCCGCAAGUUCCCUUUCUACAAGAACAAGGAGGCGAGUGAGCAGGAAACAAGCGAUGUGGACCAGCAUGUCACCUCUAAUGCCAGUGAUAGUGAGAGUAGUUACCGUGGUCAAGAGGAAUAUGUGUUGUCUUAUGAGCCAGUCUGUCAGCAGGAAGUGAACUACUCGCGACCAGUGAUUAUCUUGGGUCCGAUGAAAGACAGAGUAAACGAUGACCUGAUCUCGGAGUUCCCUGACAAAUUUGGUUCCUGUGUUCCUCAUACAACAAGGCCGAAGCGAGAUUAUGAGGUGGAUGGGAGAGACUACCACUUUGUUGUGUCCAGAGAGCAGAUGGAGAGAGAUAUACAGGAGCACAAGUUCAUCGAGGCAGGCCAGUACAACAGUUACCUGUAUGGAACCAGUGUGCAGUCUGUCAGAGAGGUGGCGGAAAAGGGCAAACAUUGCAUUCUAGAUGUAUCAGGCAACGCCAUAAAAAGACUGCAAGUGGCUGUGCUUUACCCCAUCGCUAUGUUCAUCAAACCAAAAUCAAUGGAGAACAUCAUGGAGAUGAAUAAAAGACUGACAGAGGAACAAGGCAGGAAGACAUACGACAGAGCCAUGAAGCUGGAACAGGAGUUCACGGAGCACUUCACAGCUGUUGUUCAGGGGGACACUUUGGAAGAGAUCUACGAUCAAGUCAAGCAGAUAAUUGAGGAACAGUCUGGGCCAUACAUAUGGGUACAGUCCAAGGAGAAACUAUAAAAGCCUUCAGGAGUUUACCAUCCCCCUUUCUCUGCCUGGUUUAUUUAUUGAUUCUGUAUUUUUUUUUUCUUUUUGGUAAUCUCAGUUGGGUUUCUGCAGAUGACAGAAUUCACUCAACAGAUUAAUUCCUUAAUCCAGCAUACUUCAAUCUCUGUUCAGUCCAAUAUCUUCACCUCCUACUUCUAGUUCCUCAGUAGCUAUUUCAAGAGAAGAGGAUCUGUCCUCAUCAGAUCUUUACUGCUUCCAUGCUUACAGAAAGCAAAGCUAUGCCAGACCAGCAUCUGUUUACCAGGGGUUUGGAAACGGUACAGUUCCUUAAUGUUUAAGGGAGGUUACUUUGUAAGGACAAAGAUGGCGAUCUGGAUUUUCUGACACGUCUCUUUCAUUUUACCCAUUUUAUUCUGUGUUCUUUUCGUGUAAAUGGUAACAUGGAGCUCAAGUCUCAGGCAUCGGAUUCAUCAAAAUGGUGAGAAACACACAAAAAAGCAAAACUUUGCACGUUGUAGCUUUCGAAGACCAGGUGCUCUUCAGCCCUUGUUUCUCAUUGUUCAUUUCCACCAUAGUCCUGUAUGUUCCACACAUUCUUUGUUGUUGAAUUACUUCUUUUACUUCUCCCUUGACUUGCAUUGGCAUGCUUAUUGUUCUCCUCAUUCUGAUUGUCUGCGUUAUGGAGCCAUUGUGUUUAGAUGAUGUCCCGCUGCACAGAUGCGAGACGUGUGCCGCCACUGUUAGAAUGUCGGAGUCUACAACAGUGUCUUACGGAGUACGUGUUUUCAACACUUUGAUUUACAUUUAGGAAAGUGUGCCAUUUAUAAGAAACUGAUAUUUUUAAGAGGCAAUAAAAUGUCACCGCAUAUGUGGAAGAAAUUUAUUAUACAAUGAGAUCUUAACAGAUAUUUAACCCUCCAUAAACUGCCUAUUUUGUUAUAAUAAAAGUCUAUAUUGAGCUUUACUUCAGCACUAUUAUAAUGGGAGUUCUUUUCUUGACAUCGUAAAGUGUAUAUUAGAGCAAGAGAUUUAGAAAGAAGAAAGAAAUAGUAUGAAUAUAUUUUUUUCCCUUUUUCUGUUACCACCCUUUUCCUAAACUGAAACAAAUGACAAGAUGCAGGGCAGUGAGGGGAAUGUGGAGAAAACAGAGCCUAGUACAUGAUUAACACAAAUAUUUGAAGCUAGUUCUGUCUUUUCCUCCUCUCUGCCCACCCUUUCAACAUCAUCUGCUCCAAGUGUGCUACAUAAGAGUCGUUAUGUGUGAAGAAGAACGUUCUAUCCAUCCCCUCUCUCAGACACAAACCGUCUCAGCUGGAAGAAGAGCUUCACAAGGCUGACGAAGCUUUGGCACAUGGCUGAUGUUGUCCAGCUAGAAGCUCCACAGAGGUUUCUUCUUUCUAAACCUGUCCUGGAGAGAGGGGAUCUUGCCUGCUCUUCCUUUGACAUGAUUGUUUUGUAUACUAAGACUGCUUGUUCUACCACCUCACCAACUCUGCUUUUUGGGGACAUUUUUGGGACUGGAAAAACAGAAACAUGUAAAUAACCUACUGAUCUGAUUCAUUCCAUUGAUCAAAACGAAUAAGAGAAUGGCUAAUUCAAGAAAAAAUAAAACAAAAUAUUUCUCAUACAGCACAGUGCUGGUGUGAGUCUUCCUUCAGAUGGAGGGCUUAAGUAUAUCUAUAAGGUGUGACAUUUGCACACACUAUUCUGUACACAUCGAUGCACUUCUGAAAAGUUGUCAUUGAUUAUGGCACAGCUGUUAUUUUGUGAGACCAUUUCUGGCACCUUAAAGGGAUAGUUGACUCCGAUUUAAAUUCUGUCAUCAUUUACUCAACCUCAUGUCAUUCCAAUCCUGUAUGAUUUACUUUCGCCUGUGGAAAAUUAAAGAUAUUUUUUGAGAACACAUUCAUACUGUAUAAUAGAAGUCAAUGGCCACUAAAACUGUUAGGUUACCGACAUUCUUCCAAAUAUUUUAAUUUCAAAUAAGAACGUAAGUACUAUAGGUUUGAAUCGACAUGAGGGUGAGUAAAUGAUGACAGA
Molecule: messenger RNA, 5487 nt
Organism: Sinocyclocheilus grahami
Lineage: Eukaryota; Metazoa; Chordata; Actinopteri; Cypriniformes; Cyprinidae
Product: discs large homolog 1-like protein
Exons: 25
Coding region: 676-3459 (927 amino acids)
Biological process (GO): receptor clustering; receptor localization to synapse; embryo development
Cellular component (GO): neuromuscular junction; neuron projection; postsynaptic density membrane
Molecular function (GO): ionotropic glutamate receptor binding; protein kinase binding
Source: RefSeq, a predicted model, not a curated record